AUGUUCACAGAGGAGCUUGCUUCUGAAGCAGAUUCUCGAGCCUCCCUUUCCAGCGACUUCAUUGGUUAUCAUCACAAUUAUCCCGGUAAUGUCGUCGUUCGUGUUUGCCAGCGCUUUUAUGGCUUUCUUCAGGGGCCCAAGGUUCCGAUUGCACCUGGUAAUCGCCCAUAUUUUGCAGAGGCACAAAAAGGACUGGCAAAUCUCCUUGCACAUCGUUCUGGUACCUUUAGACGUUUAUUUUGGGUAGGCUUUUACGCUUUGUGGUCAAUCACUUUGCUAUCCCUCAUCUAUCGGUCAUCGUUUGCAGCAACAUCGCUCCGACCCGCUGGUGAAGACAAAGAUGCUCGGCCACCACAGUUCCUACGCUGCACGACUACACUGUGGGCGCGAAAGAAUGGUUGUGGCUUGGACGGCACCGACUGCGAGCCAUUCAGUGACACCUCUUUUGAGUUUCGGUGCCCAGCUGGAUGCAACGGCGAGUUUCUGCUGAACCCUUAUACCAUUGGCAACAAGCAGGUGGUAGGCAAGCCGCUCGUCAUCGGUGGGCCUGUCGUCAAUUUGCCACCCACGUCUGCUACAGGCGUUGUCCUUGACGAGCAUAUCUACAGGGCAGACUCAAUGAUUUGCGCAAGUGCCUUGCAUGCAGGGAUCAUCAGCAACACGCUUGGUGGCUGCGGCACACUUGUCACGCUUGGCACUCAGGGAUCCUUUACGAAUUCAACUCAAAAUGGCAUCGUUUCUGAGCCCUUUGACAGUUCUUUUCCGAAAUCAUUUGCCUUUGCUAAGCAAGAAGGAGCUGGUGCAACACGAGCUGGAUGCGUUGAUCUGCGUUGGAUCAUCACAACCAUUCACAUUUUCUUCACUGUGGUGUUCACGCUCUUCCAAGAAUCAGCUGCCGUGUUCUACUGGGUCUUGUUUGUUGCUGCAUUCUGGCAAGUCGCUCUUGUUUCGUCACCACCUCCAUUGGCAAGCUAUGAUUUGCUUUCACAAGGCGCAGGCGCAUUUUUGCCUGCUCUGUUUGUUGCAUAUGCUACGUGGCGCUCAGCGGCAAGACACACGCUCGCUGCUCCGACAUGGCCAUUUGAUAGGCUAUGCUGGCUAGGUGGGUUGUGGAUCGGUAUCCUCAUGGACUACAUCACUGCCAACGUUCCAGUCUCACGGCUCAUUGCAAGUGACAUCCGGCGAGAUGGUGGUCUCUUCUGGGUAUUAGGCAUUGCUUCAGGGAUCCUUGUCAUUGUGCUCUGUCAGAUGUACAAGCUACGACGACUCAAGCUGCUACCCUUCUAUCUUGCCUGCUAUCUUACGACAGGCUUGGUCUUUGGCUUGCUGGCAGCCUUGCCACAUCUAACAUUCCGCUUGCAUCAUUACAUCUUUGCCAUGCUCUUCCUGCCAGGUACUUGUAUGCAAACACGUUGGGAUAUGCUGUACCAAGGCAUAUUGCUUGGCUUGUUUUGCGAUGGUAUUGGUAGAUGGGGUUUCGAUGCCAUUAUCGAGACGAGCGAGCAUCUACGCAGUGACGCUGUCUUGCAGUCCUUGAUUCCGACAUUCCUCAACAAUAGCACGACACACGAUGUGUUGGCAGAGACGACGCGUGGUGUCUCAGCAGGAGUACUCAGGUGGAAGGCAGACGCACCUGCAAACUACGGCUACUCGCUCCUCAUCAACGACGUGGAGCGGUUUCGUGGCACUGCUACGCAAUUCAGCUUACAAGCGCUCAACAUGACAGACAGCGCACCGUACUACGCACGACUAGCGUAUGCAUAUGGGAGUGCAGCGCUCGACUACACAAAAGCAGCAGUGAUGUUUGCGAAUGGGACAUUCACACGUCCUGAUCCAGGUCGGACAUGA
Molecule: messenger RNA, 1848 nt
Organism: Protomyces lactucae-debilis
Lineage: Eukaryota; Fungi; Ascomycota; Taphrinomycetes; Taphrinales; Protomycetaceae
Exons: 1
Coding region: 1-1848 (615 amino acids)
Source: RefSeq, a predicted model, not a curated record